GCCAACUGGCGCGCCAGGAUUUGGGGGGCAAAGCGCGGCCCCGCGAGCAGUUGCGGCGGGAGAGCGGCGGGCUGAGAGCGUGACUCGCCCGCUCCCGCGCUGCCUAAUUCCCUGCCGCCGCCCCACCACCCGCAACCGCGCGCAGCCAUGUCCGAGGAGAAGCCCAAGGAGGGAGUGAAGACAGAGAAUGACCACAUCAACCUGAAAGUGGCCGGGCAAGAUGGCUCCGUGGUCCAGUUCAAGAUUAAGAGACACACCCCACUGAGCAAGCUGAUGAAGGCCUACUGCGAGCGGCAGGGCUUGUCAAUGAGACAGAUUAGAUUCAGGUUUGAUGGGCAGCCAAUUAAUGAAGCAGACACCCCGGCCCAGUUGGAGAUGGAGGAUGAAGAUACCAUCGAUGUGUUCCAGCAGCAAACAGGAGGCUCACGGGCGACUGGCUGCCUCUUGGGAUGUGGUCUGUAGAGGGACCGGCCCACUUUGUCACCGUCCUUGCAUUUGCUGUUGAAUAGUGAACACGUGACCAUGCCAAUCACAAAGGAGUCUGCAGGAACCAAGGACAUCCACAAAAAUUCCUUUCCUCUCUGACAUACUGCGGGUGCAACUCAAAACUGUCUGCAGGGACGAAUCCUUACCUGAACCGGGCCAGCCAGUGUCAUGUUUGUUUAGGAAAAUGAGUUGCAAGGUUUUGGGGGUUUGCUUUUGCUCUCAUUUUUGUCUUUCCCCCUCUCACAACAUUUCCCUGAAGCUUGUUGUGUGAAUGUCCCUUUUUAGUCUAGACAGGGAUCUUAUCCCAGGUAUUGAGUAAAUCCCCCUGCGUAUUCCAUUGUAGAGAGCUCACAUCAUCAAAGUGGGGGUGCUUCGGUGGGCCGUUUUGGGGGCAUUGUGGGGAGACAAACUUCCACUUACUGUUUCUUGUAGGUCCACAUCCUGUCUUGUAGGUUUUUUCAAUGCUAAAUAUUGCAAGUUUAAGUUUUGUGAGAAUAUGGUAAAGUUGAAGGGAGAAUACUGGAAUGCUUUUUAAAGUAACUGAGUCCCUCAGUAGCACGGGCCUGGCACUCUGUUCCUUUAGCUCCCCUUGGGCAGGGGCAGGCCCAGGGCCCCUGAUGGUGCAUGGGCAAAGCAGGGUGCAGCAGAAAUUGGCUUUUCCCCUUCUUUUUUUUUUUAAUUUUUGAAUUACAGUUUAUAUUCAAUACUAUUUUGUAUUAGUUUCAGGGGUCCCCUUUUAAUAGAGGAAAGCAAUUGCCAUGCUUCUCACUUGGCAGUAGUACUGUGGCCUCAGAUUUCUUCCAGUGUUUGCUCUGAUGAAUAAUUAUGGUUUCUAUAUAACAAAGUACGAUUAAGUAUUGCUGAUUUUGCAGUGACUUUUUUUCUGUCAAAGAGCUACUUCAAGUGUGGUUACAGAUGGGCCCUGUGCAAAGAUGACUUCACGUUGUUCUCACGGAUGUGCUCUGCCGCUUUCCUGACAUUAGCUGUGAUUUCAUUUCUAUGAAACAUUUUGGAACCUAUACCUAUUAAACCUUCAGUUCUCCUGCCCUUCUGUAUGGAACCCCUGCUGCCUGAUGGGCCUGCUCUGCCUCCUGGUACCCGAACAGUGCGACCUGGACCAUCAUCUCUUGCUUGCCCGGAAUCUUGCCUUUCCUUUGUGUUUUGCUGUUGGGGUGUGGAUGUGGUGUCUGCUGGCUCUGCUGUUUGUUCACAAUUUGUACAUUCUUUGUUGUCCUUUACUACUGUAAACAGUAAAUAUAGUUUGAUAUUCUGUCUCUUGUAUUAAAUAUUACAUUUGGA
Messenger RNA from Myotis myotis, 1785 nucleotides. Its product is annotated as small ubiquitin-related modifier 3. Lineage: Eukaryota; Metazoa; Chordata; Mammalia; Chiroptera; Vespertilionidae. Gene Ontology annotation, cellular component: nucleus. The record is from RefSeq and is a predicted model, not a curated record. The coding region runs from base 148 to 462 and encodes 104 amino acids. Gene Ontology annotation, molecular function: ubiquitin-like protein ligase binding; protein tag activity. The transcript has 4 exons. Gene Ontology annotation, biological process: protein sumoylation.